GCGGCCAGUUGGUCAAGAGGAGACUUUCUACAGUCGACUUUCCCCACACUGGACGCGCGCACCACCCGCGCUUUCUUCUCCUGCUGCUUCAGAUGUUUCAUUGGCUUCAUGGCGAGUGUCGGGAAAUCAACCAGCAAGAUUAAUAAAAGAGAAACGAUGCCUCGCCCUCGUACUCCAUCAGAUAAGAAGCUCCUGAGAAGCUGUGAGGAGAUCUCAUCAUCAUCAUCAUCAUCGUGUGUGUGUGAGGAAGACCACAGCCUGGCUCUGAACGGACACGACAUCCAGAGUCUGGCCAUCACAACACAAGACCUGGAGCGGCUGCGAGUCCCUAAACCACCUACUGAUUCCCAGAAGCCCAAGCCCAUGACCCGCGUGUACGUGCGUAAGACACGCCCCCCCGACGAGGUCGGCAGAAAGGUCCGGGUCACCGUGGCGAGGCCCCUCCCACGAGACGACGAGACUCCGCCUCCCUCAUUUGAAUAUGCAGGUCCCGGUGGGCCGCGGUUUGACGCGCAGGGGAUGGUCCUGCCGCACAGCAUUCUGGGAAACCUGGAGGAUUUCAGGACAGAGAUGCAGCAGCGAGGGGAGACGGAGCUUGUGCAGCGGAUUCCAGUCGCACAGAAACUCCUCCCUCUAGUGGUGGCGACUGAGAGUGACAGCGAUGAUGAAGCCGAAACGGGGCGGAGCCACCAGAGCCACGCCCUCCAGCACUGGCACCGUCACAUGACCGAGAGACGCAGACAGCAGGACUUCAUUUCACGGUUCCUGCAGAAGCCAGCGGCGUCUCUGCUGAUGAACCGCUCCGGCAGAUUCAGACAGAUACAGGAGCAGAGGGAUCUGAUACACAGAGGACAUGGUCGGCGUGUGGGCCGUGAGUUCUGGAGUCUCCCGCAGCGUUACGGAGACGAGAUGAGCGGGAUCACAGCCACUCUCACACAGAGCGAGAGAGGAAACCCUCCAGACGUCACACGCAUCGGACACACACUCGCCACGCGCCUCGAGUCCGGUAAUGUGGUGUGUGACGCGCUCAACAGCGGCUGGGAUCAGAGUUUGUACCUUCAGCAGCGACUUCAUCAACUCAAGGACACGCGGAGGGACUUCAGUCCUGAGGUCGAGGGUCUGGAGGUCAUCGGCUCUGCGGCUCGUUCUCCUCCGCCGGACGAGAGAGAGGAAGAGGAGGAUGAAGAAGAAGAGCAGAAGGAAAACCAAGACCCUCUGGCGCUGUUUGAUGACGUCAUCAGCGAUGUGGAUCUGCGUCCCGCUCUGAGGGUCAGUGGAGAUCUGGCGCUCUGGACCCGCAUCACUUCCUCUCAGCAGGGGCAGAAGGGCGUCUCUGCCCGGCUGAUGUUCGAGACGGUCACGGGACAGAGUGUGAGCGCUGAUCUGGAGUUAAAGAAUGAAGGAAGUACCGUGAUUUACUACAGCUGGGAGAGACUGACACACACACACACUCACACUCAACACUUCUACUUCAACAGCACUACAGCGGUGAUCUUACCCGGCAGCACUAAACGCGUCAGCUUCAUCUUCAAGAGUGUGUGUGCGGGGAUCAUGACUGAGGUGUGGCGUCUGAACACACACCCGGUGCUGAUGGGCGGAGCUUCACUGCUGGUCACUCUGAGGGGCGUGGCCUUAGAUCAGGAUAAGAGCGCACAGCAGAGAGCGGCACUCCAGCAGGAGCUGAAGAGGAAAGCGUGUGUGUCGUUGUGUCGACGGAUCCUCAUGGAUCUCCUCAGAGGAGUUCGUUCUCCAGAGCGUCCCAUCUCUCCUGAUGAUCUCUACAUCACAGACGAGCAGCUGUUCCUCACACACAACCCUGGUGUGCAGUACCAGCGUGGGCCUGUGGAGGCGCUGCGGGGGUUAUGGGCGCAGAUCAGCGGGUCAGCACACACACCUGUGUGGGAUCUGUCGUUACACACACUCAGACAGGCUGUGCUGUGCGUUCCUGAGACACACAGUGAGAUCAGAGAGACGAGUCUGAAUCAGUUUAACUCCCUGAUGCUGGAGCUGCGGCGUCCACAUACACACACACCAGCGGUGACAUCACACAACAUCAGUCUGCAGUUAUGGAGGGAGCUGCUGGACGGUUUGGUCACAGAGUCUGUGAGAUUGAGACACAAACUGGGGCUUCCAGAGAACAACACCUGGAGUGACACGACACACGACCUCCACACCUGAACGCGGGAGCUUGAAGAAACUCGUGCCAGAAGAGAGGAAGACGG
Molecule: messenger RNA, 2222 nt
Organism: Rhinichthys klamathensis goyatoka
Lineage: Eukaryota; Metazoa; Chordata; Actinopteri; Cypriniformes; Leuciscidae
Gene: mycbpap
Product: mycbp associated protein
Exons: 18
Coding region: 109-2178 (689 amino acids)
Source: RefSeq, a predicted model, not a curated record